Drosophila grimshawi is the source of this 4299-nucleotide messenger RNA. RefSeq names its product chitin synthase chs-2 (gene Chs2). Lineage: Eukaryota; Metazoa; Arthropoda; Insecta; Diptera; Drosophilidae. The coding region runs from base 1 to 4179 and encodes 1392 amino acids. The transcript is spliced from 10 exons. The record is from RefSeq and is a predicted model, not a curated record. Gene Ontology annotation, cellular component: cell periphery; cell septum. Gene Ontology annotation, molecular function: chitin synthase activity.
AUGAGUGCGGACUAUGAGAGCAGCGACUAUGUUUUGCGCAGCCGCAAGGUGCGCGAUAAGCCUUCGCUGUGGGACUCAUUUCAAGAUCCGCCAGCGAAGCGAUCAAGUGGCUCCGAUGCCGACUGGAAGAAGCUGCAGUUUUUCAUCAAGCUCUUCAAGCUAUUCACUUACAUCUUUGUAUGCGCCGUCGUCUUGGCCUCCAGCGUGGCAGCCAAGCUGACUUAUCUCUAUAUGGCUGGUAAUACGAAUGGCGAUGCCCAGGUGCGAGUCUGCAGCAAAUACCUGCUACUCGAUGGCCAAGUGAUGGCCAUGCCCAGCAAGCUGGAACAGAUUGCUUGGGUCUGGGCCCUGAUCUUUGCCUUUGCCGCACCGGAGCUGUUCACGUUUCUGCGCGCCAUGCGCAUCAGCAUGUUCAAGCGCGAGCAGCGACCCAACGGACUGGAAGUGGUGUUGGUUACACUGUUUGAACUGUUGCAUGUUGUUGGCCUGGCGCUGCUCACCUUUACCGUGCUGCCCCAAUUGGAUAUGACGCGUGGAGCGAUGUUGGGCUGCUGUGUGUGCUUUGUGCCGGCGCUUCUUAACCUACUCACUGGCACUCGUCUGCAUUGGAAGUCAGGGGACAUUGUUGUAUAUGGUGCCUCAAUUGUGGCAGCGUUAUCAUUGGGCAGCGUCUUCCUCAUUUGGCCAGCCAUGUCCACGCAGCUCGAGUUGCAGUUGCUGGCAAUACCUUUGAUAUUGGUCUCGUUUCGCUGGUGGGAGAACUUUGCCAAUAAGCACGCAGCGAUUGCCUACAUUAUACGCACUAUAAGGUGCACACGCUCCCGUUACCACACCUAUCUGUAUUUGGCGCCUCUGAAAAUUGUGGUCUUUGGACUGAUGGGUUUUCUGUUGCAUGGCGAGAGCUUUAUCGAGUAUUUCACACUGUUUUUCAAGGCGUGGCAAGCGCAUGCCAUAACACUAACGCACUGGGAUGGCUUGCAAGAUACGGUUAAUUUGGCACACGCGUCCAACAAUGGCAGCUCGUUAAUCAAAUCCUCACCAAGAGCCCAAUAUACGCUCCAGUCGAAUAGCAGAGCCGUCAUUUACGCGGUCCUGCUGCAAGUUGGCGCUGCGUAUUUGUGCCACAUUUUCGGCAAGUUUGCGUGCAAGAUAAAAAUACAGCAUUUCAGCUAUGCGCUGCCGCUCAGUUUGGCAACGCCAGUUACCGUUGCUGUGGCCACGAUUCUGGCACAAAUGCGUGCCUCGAAUAUCUGCUGGCUGCACGGCCUAAUCCCUGACUACCUGACGCUGCAGGCACUGGGAGAGAAUCUGGAGGAGCUGGGAACUCGCAGCCUGGAAUAUGCCCUGUGGCUGUGGCCACUCUGGUUGCUGGCACAGAUUUGGACUUGCCUGCACAUCUGGCGGCCGAGAAAUGAUCGGAAUGCACCCACCGAGAAGCUGUAUGUGUGUCCCUGGUACUGUGGCUUGCUGGUGGACCAGUGCUCCAUAAUGAAUCGACGCAUUCUCGACUGGAGCGAUGAGUACUUCGCCAUCAAGAGCGACUUGACGGAACCAAGAGAUCCUGUUUUGGCGCUGGCAUCCGACAUAAAUGCCAGUCGGGAUAUACAGGAGGCGGACAAAAUACCGCAACUGAUUGUCUGUGCAACAAUGUGGCAUGAGACCGAGGAUGAGAUGAUGGAAUUUCUGAAAUCAAUUGUACGCUUGGAUGAGGAUCAAUGCGCACGACGAAUGGCAAAAACGCAUCUAAACGGCGGCAAAGCGGAUGAUGAAUACUAUGAAUUGGAAACGAACAUUUUCUUCGACGAUGCUUUUGUGCUGGACGAGCAGCAUUGCAAGAACAAAAGGAACCCGCCACUAAACGAAUAUGUGAAGACAUUGACACGCACCAUUGACAAGGCGGCCUUCGAGAUUUAUGGCGUUAUUAUUAAAAUCAAGCCGCCAUUGAAGAUUGAGACACCGUAUGGCGGUCGCCUGGUCUGGACACUGCCCGGACGCACCAAAAUGGUCGCCCACUUGAAGAACAAGGACAAAGUGCGGCACAAGAAGCGCUGGUCCCAGGUCAUGUAUAUGUACUAUCUUCUCGGAUUCCGCAUCAUGGAAACGGAGCAAUUGUCGGCAAGGCGCAAAGCGGUGAUUGCGGAGAACACAUUUCUGCUGGCCCUCGAUGGGGAUAUCGAUUUUCAGCCGCGAGCCGUGCAACUGCUCAUUGACCGCAUGAAGGCGAUUGAUGAGCUGGGCGCCGCCUGCGGUCGCAUUCAUCCGGUGGGCCGUGGACCGAUGGUGUGGUAUCAGAAAUUCGAGUAUGCGAUUGGACACUGGCUGCAGAAGGCCACGGAGCAUGUGAUUGGUUGUGUUCUCUGCAGCCCCGGCUGCUUCAGUCUGUUCCGGGCCAGUGCUCUCAUGGAGAACAGCGUGAUGAAGCGUUACACUCUUGUCAGCUCGGAGGCCAUGAAGAUGGUGCAAUACGAUCAGGGCGAGGACCGUUGGCUCUGCACUUUGCUGCUGAAGCAGGGUUCCCGGGUGGAGUACUGCGCUGCCUCGGAUGCAUUUACCCAUUCGCCGGAGUAUUUUAAUGAGUUCUACAAUCAGCGCAGACGCUGGGUGCCCUCAACGAUUGCCAACAUCUUCGAUAUACUCGGCGAUGCCAGAACUGUGGUGAAGAAGAACAAUUCGAUAUCCACGUUGUACAUCAUGUAUCAGGCCAUGCUCAUGAUUGGCACCGUCCUCGGACCGGGCACCAUAUUUCUGAUGAUGGUCGGCGCAUUGGUAGCCGUCUUUAGCAUAAAUAUUUGGACGGCUUUCCUCUGGAACUUCUUUCCCAUUCUGCUCUUCAUUCUGAGCUGCGUUUAUCUCAAGCAGAAAUUCCAGUUGCUUAUCGCGUUUGUGGUCAGUGCUCUCUAUUGUCUCGUCAUGAUGGCUGUCCUCAUCGGCAUCAUUGUUCAAAUGCUAGAGGAUGGUCCCCUGGCGCCUGCCUCCCUCUUCUUUCUUCUCGUUGCCGUUCAAAUCACCAUCUCAGCCCUCAUGCAUCCUCAAGAGUUUAUGGCUUUGUUUUGCGGUGUCAUCUAUUACAUAACAAUACCCUCGAUGUACAUGUUGCUGAUGAUCUUCUCAGUUUUUAACAUGAAUGAUGUCACCUGGGGCACUCGGGAGGCGCCCGUGCUGAAGGACGCUGACGAUGAGUCCAAUGAGAAUGAUCACGAUAACUAUUUGCCAGGGUGGUUAAAUGAUCCGCUACUCAUCGAAUCGGAGCUGGGUGAGAUAUCACUGUUGGAGCAACGUUUUUGGAAGGAUAUGAUUCGGCAAUAUCUGAAGCCACUGGAGCUGAGCAAGGAGCAGAAGCAAACUAUGGCCGAUGAUCUAAGCGAGCUGCGAAAUAUGGUUGCCUUUGCCUUUGUCAUGGUUAAUGCAAUAUUUGUGCUGAUUGUGUUCCUGCUGCAGCUGAAGAAGGAGUUUUUGCAUCUAAAGUGGCCCAUCGAUCCCACAGAUUUUGUGUCCUUCGAUCGCGACAAUCUGCAGGUGGGCAUUUACAGGCAGUACAAGGAACUGGAUCCCAUUGGCCUGUGCUUUGUCAUAUUCUUUGGCUUUAUAUUGGUCAUACAGUUUAUAGCAAUGUUCUUCCAUCGCUUUGGGACAAUGUCCCAGCUCUUGGCCGCCACCCAACUGGACUGGUUUCGUUCCAAUGGACAGCUGAGUGACGAGGAUGCCGCCCUCGAGCUGAAUGGCAAUGCUGUCCAUAUAGCUCGACGCUUGCAGCGACCUCGGCGAUUGUUUGAUGAUGAUGACGAUGACGACGAGGAUGGGCAUCAUCAUUACGAUGAGCUGGAGUUGGGGCAGGAACGUGAGAGUAUGGUCCGUCGCCAGACCAUUUUCCGGCUGCAUGAGGAGCGUAACAAGGAGCAUAGCGACUACAGCGAUCUGGUUAGGAACUUUGAGAAGCGAUUCUUCAGCGAGGAUGACCUGAACAUGAAGAAUCUGCAUUUGAGCCGCAAAUCGAUUAAACUCUUCCAGGAGCGUCGCUCUGUCGCCAAGGUCAACGCAGCUGCCACGCCCAGUGGCACGCCCACUCCGAAGAGGGGCAAGCGACCGCCUCUUGCACCCCUGAAUGCGAAAAAAGUCAGUUUCAGCAACACCACCAUGCAAAUGUACAAUAAUGGUGGCUACGAGACCAGUGAAUUCUAGCAUUCAAGUAUUACGUGUUAUACAAUGUGAAUCUUUUAACUAUCUGUGCAUCCCACGUAACUACAUACUACUAACUAUGCAAUUCUGUAACCUUAAAAGCCCUGUGGCAAAAAAAUAUAA